Oppiella nova is the source of this 1551-nucleotide messenger RNA. The record is from the annotation of a GenBank genome assembly. NCBI's taxonomy places the organism in Eukaryota, Metazoa, Arthropoda, Arachnida, Sarcoptiformes, Oppiidae.
UUGCCGUCAAAAUGAUUGCAACGAAAAUAUAUUGUGUUUUGUAUUGACUUUCGACAGCAUUUGGCUAAUCAUACAAUCAAUUAGUAUUACUUCUCAUCCCAUUUGGCACUCGUGUCCAACACUUAUACUUAAAAAAUCACUUCAUUUGUAUUUAUUAUAUAAUUUGGCGUCAAUUCAGUGCAAGACAUGUCCGAUUUGAGUCAAUUCGUGGUGGCCUUCGACGACCUCCUGAGCGAUGCGUUCGUCACUUAUGUGUCCCUUUCGGNUGAAAUUCAAUUCGUGGUGGCCUUCGACGACCUCCUGAGCGAUGCGUUCGUCACUUAUGUGUCCCUUUCGGGCAAAAUCGGUGGCGCCGUUAAGACCCACUCGGAUAUGGUGUCCAAAGCCGUGCAAACCCAGCGCCAGUUCCUCGUAUUGGCGGCGAAGUCACGAAAACCCAACGACGCGACUCUUAUGGCGCUCCUGAAGCCCACGUCUGAACAGAUCACACAAAUCCAAGACUUCCGCGAAAAGAACAGAACUAACGAACACUUCAUCCACUUGUCGGCCAUCUCGGAGUCGAUCCCAGCGCUGGGUUGGGUGACUGUGUCUCCCACUCCCGGGCCAUACGUCAAGGAGAUGGUGGACGCCUCGCAGUUCUACACCAAUAAAGUGUUAGUCAGUUAUAAGGAGAAAGACAAGACUCACACGGAUUGGGCCAAAGCGUGGCUCUCGUUCCUGACGGGCCUCCAGGCGUACAUCAAACAACACCACACGACUGGCCUCUCGUGGAACCCCAGAGGCGCCGAAGCGACCGCCCAAUCGAAUGGGUCGACUCCGGCGGCUGGCGGUCCCCUUCCGCCUCCGCCCCCACCGCCCGCCGGCUUCUUCGACGACGCGUCCAAAGGGGACGACAGGAGCGCUCUGUUCGCGUCGCUCAACAAAGGCGCGGACGUUACCAAAGGGCUGAAGAAGAUUUCAUCGGAACAGCAAACGCACAAAAACCCGUCGCUCCGGGCGUCGGGUGUCGUUCCCGAUAAGCCGGCGGUGGCCGCGAAGCCGGCAAACUUAGGGCCACAAAAACCGGCGGCAAGACUCCCACCGAAGAUGGCAUUGGAGGGCAAGAAAUGGAUGAUUGAGAACCAAAUCGGACAAAAGAAUCUGAUUAUAGACAACACCGAAAUGAAUCAAUCGAUUAAUGUCUAUAAAUGCGAAGACUGUGUCCUUCAGGUCAAGGGAAAAGUGAAUUCAAUUACAGUCGAUCUCUCGAAGAAGUUCUCCAUUGUCUUCGAGAAUAUCGUGGCAGUCGUCGAGUUUAUAAACAGUCAGAAAAUUCAGGCGCAGGCGAUGGGAGUGGUGCCCACCAUAACCAUCGAUAAGGUCGACAACUUUGAGCUCUAUUUGGCUAAAGAGUCGCUUCAGUGCGAGAUUAUUAGCUCUAAGAGCUCCGGCAUUAACAUAUCGGUGCCCGACAGCAAGACUGGCGAUUAUGUCGAGCACCCGAUUCCCGAACAAUUGAAGACUGUAUGGACGGGAAAGGGCUUCAGAACCGAUGCUUUGGAGAGCGCUUAA